AUGGAUUCUGCUGGAAAAUCAUUCAAAAUAGUACCACUUGAUAAAUUAAGUAAAUAUAAAUAAUUCUGAAAUAAUUACAUAUGUAUAGUAUUUAAAUAACUUGGUAUUCAUUAAAAUAAAUAUAUACAUUUUAUUAUCCACAACAAGUCACAGUGACAUGACAAUUUUUAACAUUUUUUGACAUUAGUAAUUUUAUUCCAUAGAUAGUGAUGUUCAACAUUUAAUAACUAUGAGCACAUUGGCUAGAGAAAAAGCAUAUUGUCCAUACAGCAACUUCAAAAUCGGAGCUGCUUUACAAUGUGAUGAUGGCACUAUCUUUGCAGGCUGCAAUGUAGAAAAUGCAUCAUAUGGACUUGCAAUAUGUGCUGAACGUACUGCUAUUGUAAAAGCUGUGAGUGAAGGAAAAAUGAAAUUCACUAAAAUUGCAAUUGCUGGGUUAAACAAUAACCAAUUUGUUUCACCUUGCGGUGCUUGUAGACAAUUUUUAAGUGAAUUCAAUAAUGUUAAUGAUGAUGUGGCAAUUUAUUUAUAUCAACCCAAAGGUAGCAAUGUACUUGUAACAAGUAUUUCAGAAUUACUGCCAAUGGAUUUCAAAUUUAAUGAAAUUAAAGAUUAUUUAAAUAAGAUUUAUUGA
Cinara cedri is the source of this 634-nucleotide messenger RNA. NCBI's taxonomy places the organism in Eukaryota, Metazoa, Arthropoda, Insecta, Hemiptera, Aphididae. The record is from the annotation of a GenBank genome assembly.